Molecule: messenger RNA, 1896 nt
Organism: Rhea pennata
Lineage: Eukaryota; Metazoa; Chordata; Aves; Rheiformes; Rheidae
Gene: GDA
Product: guanine deaminase
Exons: 14
Coding region: 72-1415 (447 amino acids)
Biological process (GO): guanine catabolic process
Cellular component (GO): cytosol
Molecular function (GO): zinc ion binding; guanine deaminase activity
Source: RefSeq, a predicted model, not a curated record
CUGCUGGCGGCGCCGAGAGGCAGCGGGAGGCGGCAGCCCGCUGGGUGGCCGCUGGCAGCCUCCCCGCCGCGAUGGGCUCCCGGCCGCUCGCCCACGUCUUCAGGGGCAGCUUCGUGCACGCCACCCGCGCCGCGCCCAUGGAGGUCCUCCACGGCCACCUGCUGGGGGUGGACGAGAGCGGGAAAAUUGUGUUUUUGGAGCAAAAUGAUCAGCAAGAGCAACUGGCUAAGAAGUGGGGAUUCAAAACAUCUGACAUAAGAGAUCUGAGUAAUCAUGAAUUCUUCAUGCCAGGAUUGGUUGAUACACACAUUCAUGCACCUCAGUAUUCAUUUGCUGGUACAAGAGUAGAUCUACCUCUUUUGCAGUGGUUAACUACCUAUACAUUCCCAACAGAAGCCAAAUACAAAGAUAGCGAUUUUGCAGAAGAAGUCUACACCAGAGUUGUUAGACGAACUCUGAAGAAUGGCACAACAACAGCUUGCUACUUUGCAACAAUUUACACAGAUACUUCUCUUCUCCUAGCUGAAAUUAUAGAUAAAUUUGGUCAACGAGCAUUUGUUGGCAAAGUCUGUAUGGAUAUGAAUGACAGUGUUCCACAAUACAAAGAGACUACUGCUGAAUCUAUCCAAGAGACAGAAAGAUUUGUUAAAGAGUUACUGGAGAAGAAAUAUCCAAGGGUGCAGCCCAUAGUAACUCCUCGCUUUGGCCCUUCCUGCACAGAGGAUUUGCUGUGUGCACUUGGCAAUUUAGCACAGGCUCACGAUCUCCAUGUACAGAGUCACAUAAGUGAGAAUGAAGAAGAACUCUUGCUUGUGCAGAGCCAGUUUCCUGCCUAUCAGCAUUACACUGAUGUGUAUGAUAGAAACAGACUGCUUACCAGCAAGACAGUGAUGGCCCAUGCCUGUCAUCUUUCUGAAGAAGAACUGAAACUUUUUAGCCUUCGUGGAUCUGCAAUUUCACAUUGCCCCAAUUCUAAUUUUUCGUUGCGCAGUGGUAUCUUGAAUGUACAGAAGGUUCUGAAACACAAUGUGAAGCUUGGCCUUGGGACAGAUGUUGCUGGUGGAUAUUCAGCUUCCAUGCUUGAUGCUAUCAGGAACACAAUGAUUGCAUCUAAUGCCCUUCAAGUUAAUAAAGUAAACAAAACAGGACUAACUCUUAAAGAAGCUUUUCGAUUAGCAACUCUAGGAGGAAGCCAAGUUCUAGGACUGGAAGAUGUGAUUGGAAACUUUGAGGUUGGCAAAGAAUUUGAUGCACUGCUAAUCAACACAAAGGCUUCAGACAGUCCUUUUGACUUGUUUUCUGCUGAUGCUUUUGAGGAUAUCCUCCAGAAGUUCUUGUAUCUAGGUGAUGAUCGGAAUAUUUCUGAAGUGUAUGUGUCUGGAAGGCAAGUGGUUCCUUUUUCAAGCUCAGUAUAAAUCCAUUUCCCUUUUGCAAAGCAUUCUGCUGAUCAUUCUACAUUUGGUUUGGAAAAAAUUGGUUAAACACACUGAUCAGGAAUGGGACUUCAAUUUUUUGUUUGCAAGUUUUGAAACAUGAAAUGUCAGAAAAUUUGUUUGACCUUUAAAGAAUUAUUUUACCAAAACUGUCACAGUUGUAAGAGGAAAAGGGCAUUUUAAUUUCUCUGUGAAAAUAGCAUGUAUGCACUGAUAAGAGAUUUGGUAGUUAUCUUCAUUAAGUAGGGCAACUGCUGUUCCUCUUAAUAGUAGUAUAGGAAAUAUUAAGAUGGUCAAUGAAACUUUCCUUGUCUCUUAAGCGUUUUAAUUUCAAAAAAAACAAACAACCCACUACUAGUAAAUCUAUUUUGCAAAUACUGAAUGUCAUGAAAUAGUGCAAUUUCCUUAAUAUUAUUGAUAAUAUAACUUUGUGGCAUUUUGGGGCAUUUAAAACAUUUUUCAU